Messenger RNA from Lachnellula hyalina, 1086 nucleotides. Its product is annotated as putative methyltransferase. The transcript has 8 exons. The record is from RefSeq and is a predicted model, not a curated record. The coding region runs from base 1 to 1086 and encodes 361 amino acids. Lineage: Eukaryota; Fungi; Ascomycota; Leotiomycetes; Helotiales; Lachnaceae. Gene Ontology annotation, molecular function: methyltransferase activity.
AUGGCAUCACCACCUAAAGAAGCGCGGGCAGUGGCUGAAGAUCCCUUCAUUCCUGAUCUCGGGCUUGUGCCAUCGGGUGAGCACGGGAUGGAUAAAAGAGACAAGCUCGCUGUCGACUACGAGGACAAGGGAGAGGUUGAAGUGCCUAUGUCUGCCAUGGCAUCGCUCUCGCCGAGUCUGUAUGAGCAUGUCGAAGAAAAUGGACGGACUUAUCAUAAGUAUAAGGAAGGAAAGUAUUAUCUACCAAAUGAUGAGGUGAGCAGAACUAUAACAUAUCAAGCAUGCUAUUUCGUUCUGACAAACUCUUCAAAUUUUAGCCAGAGCAAAAGAGACUUGAUUGCGCUCUACGAGAGACUUCAUUUGGCGCCUCUCAAAGAAGACAAUGUUAAGCAUGCACUUGACAUCGGAACUGGAACUGGAAUAUGGGCCAUUGAGUUUGCCGAGCAAUUCCCCCAAGCCAAAGUCAUUGGCACAGACCUGAGUCCAAUUCAACCAGAGUUCGUUCCACCAAAUCUCUCCUUCGAAGUGGACGAUGUUGACGAUGACUGGGUUUAUACCCACCCUUUCGAUUACAUUCACGGUCGUCUCAUGGUCUUCGGGUUCUUGGACCCCUUAGCUGUUUUCCGUAAAGCCUUCAAUGCCCUCUCCCCUGGGGGGUAUUUUGAAAUGCAAGACCUCUGCUCCCCUAUCCGCUCCUUCGAUCAUUCCCUUGACGGCUCAGCUAUGAUUAGAACUUCUAACUUGAUUAUCGAAGCAUGCCAGAAACGUGGGAUUGACUUAACAGUGCCUAAGAGGUACAAAGAGAUGAUGCAGAGUGUGGGUUUUGUGGAUGUCAAGGAGGUGAUUGUGGAGUGGCCUAUUGGGACAUGGGCGAAGAGCGAAUUUCAUAAGAGAAUUGGUGCUUGGUUCAAGAAAGAUAUGGAGGUUGGGGCUGAGGGGAUCAUAAUGGGGCUUUUUACGAGACUUUUAGGUAUGAGUAAGGAAGAUGUAAUGAUCAUUGUGGAGGAUGUCAAGAAGGAGAUGAACGAUAGUAGCAUUCACGCUUAUGAGCCUUUUUACGUUGUGUAUGGGAAGAAGCCAGAAUAA